Messenger RNA from Bolinopsis microptera, 1116 nucleotides. RefSeq lists its product as uncharacterized. Lineage: Eukaryota; Metazoa; Ctenophora; Tentaculata; Lobata; Bolinopsidae. The transcript has 8 exons. The record is from RefSeq and is a predicted model, not a curated record. Bases 64 to 1014 code for a protein of 316 amino acids.
UGAGAAUCACUCUUAUUGAAUUUGCACACCAUCUUUUUUGUAGUAUCGAUUGAAAGAUCUGUCAUGGCACAAAGUGAAUUAGCUAUCAAAGUUAUGAAAGAAGAAUUGGAAUACUUUACAGGCUUUUAUCAGGAGUCGACUGAUUUCGCUGACACGGUCAACAACGAUUCUGUACACUGUCUUGCUCGAUUCACUCCGGACGACUGUAUACUACGACUUCACCGUCAGAAAGAAUCCCAUCCAGUCAAAGUAUUUGAUGAUAAAGAACCAUUCGAAGUUUUUGAUUUGGGAAUAGCUGACCUUAUUCUCAAGCCUGUUCUAAAAGAGGAGAAAAUAGUAAAGUGUCGGACACAACAGAACUUGAGACUGGUAACAGUUACGAACGUUCCCGGACAAGGUAUCAAGAACAUAAUCUUCCUUUUCUCAUCCGCUAAGAGAGCAAAGAACUGGGUCCAUUUCGUGAAAAUAGCCCAGGAGAACAUUGGCCUGGGCAGCAUCUCUUACGGGAGGGAGAACAGAAGAUUAUCAGUAGACCAUCACUAUGGAGACGGAAUGAAGAAGAUUGCUAAGGGUUUUGGAGUAAAAGCAGCAGAUGUGGUGUCCAGUAGGUUGAGAGAGUUGGAGUCAAUCCUGACAGAAAAGGAGGAUGAGUACGAGGGGAUCCAGGAGGAACUCUUCAAACAAACCAGCAAGAUAGAAGGGAGAAAUGAGAAUAUCAAGAUGAAAGAGAGAGAUAUCCAGGAUAUCAAGAAGAAGGUAGAAGCAGCACAACCUCAGAAAAGAUACAAAUACAUCAUCCCUUUCGGACACCCACAUCUAGAGGAAAAGUCGACAUUGGAGAGAAUGACAGCUUCAGAAGACACGUGUCGAAAAGUAGCAUCAAAAAGAAGAGAGUCAAGAUUAGUGGACUGGAGGAAACACGAAACGCAGAAGGAGGGGGAGAUAGGAAUAGGAUCUCAACUUGUAAAACUAGCUGCUACUGAACUUAGAGAAACAGGUGCACUGAAAUGCUGAAUCAAAGCAGUCAAGAAACCAAGGGAUUGAUACCUUAUUAAUGCUUUCCAAACAAAUUAUGUUUUUUAAUUUAUUGUUAUGUUAAGUGAACUCAUUUAUAUU